Setaria italica (foxtail millet) is the source of this 1314-nucleotide messenger RNA. Its product is annotated as aspartic proteinase nepenthesin-2-like. Bases 1 to 1314 code for a protein of 437 amino acids. Gene Ontology annotation, cellular component: extracellular region. The record is from RefSeq and is a predicted model, not a curated record. NCBI's taxonomy places the organism in Eukaryota, Viridiplantae, Streptophyta, Magnoliopsida, Poales, Poaceae. The transcript has a single exon.
AUGGAGAUGAAGGUCAUGACCGCUCUUGCUAUCAUCACUCCCCUAUUCUUACACCACCUCUCUUUCACCAUUGCCGACCACACAAGAGCGUUCUCCAAUAGCUCGGCCGGUUUUAGCCUCCCAAUCUUCGCCAAGCAGAGCCCUGACCGCACCAUCCGUCGCGGCACAGACGGCUUCCUGUAUUUGCAGCACAGCCUCAGCGCCUCGGCGGCCAACAUCACCACCGUAGGCCCGGUGGACGACCGCCUACACCUCACGGAAGUCCACUUUGGCACCGGUGAUGGGAGACGGAAGCUCCUUCUCGAGCUUGACGCCACGGCCCCUUUGACAUGGAUUCAGUGCAUACCGUGUCAUCCGGUGGCCACCCAGACGGGGCCUCUGUUCGACGGGGAGCUCUCGCCAACCUUCCAACAUGUCCACUCCAGCGUUUGCACGCCGCCCUUCCACCCCGACCCCACCAUACAUCGUUGUCAAUUCAGCAUCUCUAAUCCGAUGGGCCUCUUGGUCCAAGGCCUCCUCUCAGUCGACCAAUACACAAGAGAAGAUGGCCUUGUGUUCCCACGGUUCUUCUUCGGCUGCGUCCAUGAGACCCAUAACUUCCAUAACAUCAAUACAUUCGCCGGCAUUUUCGCAUACAGGAAGUUUGCGGUGCAGGCCAUGGCAAACAGGCUAACCCGCUCAUCCUACUGCCUCUUUCGGGAAACAAACCGUCAGGGCUUCCUCCGGUUUGGAACCGAAGCCGACAUCCCACACAAGCCGCACUACCAGACCACUAGGAUCCUGCCGGCGAAUGACGUGCACGAGUCAGCGUACUACGUGAGCCUCGCCGGAGUCAGUGUCGGCGAGCGCAGGCUCAGCGGGGUUCGCCCAGAGAUGUUUGCCCGCCGUAAGGAUGGGCAAGGUGGGUCCAUCAUCGACCUCGGAACGCCGCUGAUGGAAAUAGUCGAGGAGGUGUACCACGUCGUCGAGGAGGCCGUGUGGUCAGACCUUGAGCGCUAUGGAGCGGAGCGAGUGGAGCAGGCCGGCUAUGGGCUCUGCAUCCAGGCGACGGAGGCAAUCAAGGGGCGCCUCCAAUCCCUAUCGCUUCAUUUCGCGGAGGAGGAAGCAACGCUGGUGAUCUCACCAAAGCAGCUGUUCUUGAUGAUGGAUAACAAACAAGCAGGGCAGAUUGCGUGCCUCGCCAUGGUACCGGGACCCCGGACCAUCAUCGGCGCAUUGCAGCAAGUGGAUACGAGGUUCGUUUAUGACCUAAAGGAUAACAAGCUUUCCUUUGCACCAGAGUCAUGCAUCCAGGACACUGUCCCGGUCGUUUGA